AUGCCCAAUACAUUAAUUUCAAACGAGAGCGUACAUAAUUCAGAGGUCGAUGAAGAGGAAGAAGAAAUAAAUGCGAAGAUUUUUCCAUUAGCUUCUCCAGAAUUAACAAAUCAAAUAUUAGAUGUUAUUCAAAGGGCUACUGUGUAUAGGCAAUUAAAAAGAGGGGCCAAUGAAGCUGUUAAAAGUUUACAUAAGGGAAUAUCAGAAUUAGUUGUUUUGGCUGCUGAUGCUAAACCUUUGGAGAUAAUAUCGCACAUACCGCUAGUAUGUGAAGACAAGAAUACUCCUUAUGUUUAUGUAAGAAGCAAGAUGGCGUUGGGACGAGCUUGCGGAAUUUCACGAUCUGUUAUUGCAACGUCUAUAGUCACAAAAGAUGGAUCACCGUUAGAAACACAAAUUACAGAGCUUAAAGAUUUAAUUGAACAGAUGUUAAUAUGA
This is a messenger RNA of Plasmodium reichenowi, 438 nucleotides long. RefSeq names its product splicing factor, putative. The transcript has 3 exons. Gene Ontology annotation, biological process: mRNA splicing, via spliceosome; maturation of SSU-rRNA. Gene Ontology annotation, molecular function: RNA binding. Lineage: Eukaryota; Apicomplexa; Aconoidasida; Haemosporida; Plasmodiidae. Gene Ontology annotation, cellular component: box C/D methylation guide snoRNP complex; precatalytic spliceosome; U4/U6 x U5 tri-snRNP complex. Bases 1 to 438 code for a protein of 145 amino acids. The record is from RefSeq and is a predicted model, not a curated record.